AUGGUGGAAGAAGAAUGGUAUGAAACUACUAGAAUGGUUGCGAAACAUACCGAAAAAGAAAAUAUAGAAAAAGUUUAUUCGCACACAAAUCCUUUUAUAAGAAAUUUUAUCAGACGAUCUAUUAAAGGAGGAAGAGUUUCGGCAAAUAGAAAAUCAUUUGAAACGAACAAAAUGGAUGAAAUUUGUAACGUAUUAAAGGAAUAUACAGAACUUGAAAGUAAUAACAUAAUUGAUUUAUUCAAAGAAUACAGCGCAAGCACAAAAGACAAAACGGAGGUUCAUUCGAGACUUAAAAAAAUAGAAUGUACUAAGCUAAUGGCAUUUGAUGCUAACGGUUUAUACGCUUCCGCCAUGUCGGAUUUAGACAGUGAAUAUCCGAGAGCGGAAAGUGGAAGACCGUUUCUACCAGAAGAAAAAAAAGAAUUUGUAAAACUCUUCAAUAAACAAAAAUUCAGACCUAGAACAGCUAUUUUAACAGUGUGGUUUGACUAUCCCAAAAACCUGUUCUUCCAACCGAUACCAGCUAAAGAUAAAAUCACUUUCACGAAUAAAGAAGGUAAAAAGCAAACUGGUAACAAAAUCAGGUUCAGAAAUGGUUUCUGUCACGACGUUUUAACAUCGGUCGAUAUUCAAGAAAUAGUGAAAGCCGGUAGACGAAUUAUUAGAAUAUUAGAUGGUAUAGUUUACGAAGAAAAUUUUAAAACUCCACCCUAUAGAGGUUAUAUUUUAAUUUUGAGAGAUUUAAGAAAUAAAUAUAAACGAGAAGGUAAUAUCGUGGGUAGUAAUUGCAUGAAAUUAUUAGGUAAUUCCUUGUAUGGUAAAUCAAUUCAGAAAGACAUAUUCACAACUAGACAUUUAUGGAAUGAAGCAACUUUACAGGCCAACUUUGAUUCACGCGUUAAAACCUAUGAGAAAAUUAAUGAUACUCAAUAUAUUGUAGAAACAGAAAUUGAAGAAAAAGAGAUUACUACCGAAGAUAGUAAAUCUACACGACUAACACCUAGUCAUUUGGGAUCAUUCGUUUUAUCUCACAGUAAAAAAAUAAUGAACAAUUUCAUUCACGUCAUAAAUGGAUUUUGUAAACCCGAAAUAUACUAUACCGACACCGAUAGUUUGUACAUUUCAUCCAAAAAUUGGAAAAAACUAAACAGAGCUGGUUUGGUCUCCGAAAAAGACUAUUGCAAAGCACCAAAAGUCAAAUACAACAUCGUUUUGACUUCUGAUGGUGUUUUAAAAGAAAAGAAAACGUUUAAAGGUUAUUCUAAUGAUAAGAUAAGUGUAGAAGAUUACGUUCAGUUAGCAAGCGGACAUGAUGUGUCGAACGAAUUUAAUAAACCAUGGGAAAAAAGUUUCACCAAUGGAGUAGUUAUUCCAAAUGAUAAACAAACUAAAGUUUUUAAUAUUUGA
This is a messenger RNA of Lottia gigantea (owl limpet), 1407 nucleotides long. RefSeq lists its product as hypothetical. The transcript is spliced from 2 exons. Lineage: Eukaryota; Metazoa; Mollusca; Gastropoda; Lottiidae. Gene Ontology annotation, molecular function: DNA binding; DNA-directed DNA polymerase activity; nucleotide binding. The record is from RefSeq and is a predicted model, not a curated record. Gene Ontology annotation, biological process: DNA replication. The coding region runs from base 1 to 1407 and encodes 468 amino acids.